ACACAAAUAACUUCCAAAACAUUAUGGUCUUAACUGUCAACAGCAAAUGUUAAUGGAGUGUUUGAAUUGUGCCUGAUUGUUUAAUCCUUUCAUAUAAUCUUGUGCACAGACUUUUUAAACAUAUCUCAAUGAGAAUAUAGACUUUGGAUUAAUUAAAUAAUGCACUGAAUUUUAGUUUUUCUAAUAUUUUGCCCUAAAUUGUCCAAGUUUUCAAUGGGAUUCUGCUGGUGUUGUCACCAUCUACCAGUUGUUUCUCAUUUCACUGUCAAAUAUCAAAAAGUCAGACGUGCAUGUGUGCGUUUCUAAAGAGCACAUCAUGUGCUGGGGAGGAGUUGAGCUGAGGUGGGGGUAAGUGAGGGGAGCAUUUAGCUCACUUUUCCACUGUGUGAGCUGUCAUUCUCCCCACACGCAGCUGUGGAAAUGAGAUAAAACUGAGCUGCCACUUUAGGAAGCUCUCACUCACUCACUCACUCACUUGUGCUGCCAGAAACCUCUGAAGCCAAAAGUAAAAACGUUUGGUGACUCGUCAUUGUGCUGGAUGGCAUCUGUUUUCUGCAAGCAAAGGGGAGAGCAAAAGGUGGAGGGAGCACAUGUUUGCAGUUUGUGGAUUUUUUAAGCUUUUUUGUUUUGACUGACAGACUAUUUUUGCAUUGUCUCUCAAACGUCACCUUUUGCUGAAGAAGACUACACUGAACUUCAACUCUGAAGACUGGCACACCUCCGAGGAGACUAUGAACGUGCUGUCAAACCCAGUGAUCAGGGCCCAGGAGCAGUCUCUACCUCUCUGUGGCCCCGGGUCUGUCCAGGACUUACCUCACUGCCCUCCAGGGUUCAACCUGAGCUCUCGCCUCCACCCUGCACCAAUGCUCGGCCUCCAGAGCGGCCAAAGAUCGACCAAACCUCAGAGGGAGCUGAGCCCUGAGGAGCAGCAGGAGCUCAGGAGGAAGAUCAACAGCAGAGAGAGGAAGCGGAUGCAGGACUUGAACAUUGCCAUGGAUGCCCUGAGGGAGGUCAUGGUGCCUUACGCCUCCUCACCUUCUUCCGCCUCCUCCUCUCAGUCCCACCAGCCUGGAGCUCCUCCGGGCCGCCGGCUCUCAAAGAUCUCCACCCUGGUCCUGGCCAGGAACUACAUCCUCCUCCUGGGUUCGUCUCUGCAGGAGAUGCGGCGGCUGCUGGGGGAGGUGAGCAUCGGGAUGGGGGUGAACACAGGGCCGGUCCCUCGGCUGCUGCUCACUGGAGGGUGGCCCCUCAUCUCCGGCCCCGGUCAGCUCCUCCUCACCCAGGAAUCCCUCCUCACCUCAGCAGCCUCCUCCUCCUCAUCCUCUUCCUCCUCCACUUCAUCAUCUUCUGCAGCUAAAUGUCCCCUGCUGUCUCCGGGCCCCAUGGAGGCCUCGCUCGCCCCAGUGCAGUGGAGCUCUGCAGGGGCCUCAGGCGGGCCCCUGUGCCCCUGUGGAGUCUGCAGACUGCCCAGAUUCAGCCAUUCCACUCCGGUUCCCAGAUUCCCAAAGUGACACCUUGAAGUCGAAGAAGAAGAAUGGACUUGAUGACUGUUACAUGUAUGAAACAUUUUUUAUAUGAAUUGUUAUUUUUCUAACAUUUUUAACAUGUUUAUAUUAUUUUACUACACUAUAUACUCACAAUUACCCUUGAUCUUCUAAACAUAUACACAACUAUUCUGUAUUUGACAAGACAGGCUCUUUAAAUCUAAUAAUGCUCAUUUUGUUUCCGAGUUGCAAUACAUUUUAUCACAUUUCUUAUGUCACAAACAGAGAAAUAAUGAACUACUUUGGAGUUUGUUGCAUAUUAAAUGUACACUAAUGGCUGUGUGCACGGUGCAUAUGACUGCAGUGUUGUACUGUAGCUUGCUGGCUGAAAGUUGGUGACAAUUUUAGGGCCCGGUGCUGGAGAGGGUCCGAAUAAAGGGCUUUUGUGAAAUAAAAAUAUUGCCAGUUGAAGGCUCUGAAAA
This is a messenger RNA of Seriola aureovittata, 1966 nucleotides long. It is a transcript of the gene olig1, whose product is annotated as oligodendrocyte transcription factor 1. The transcript has a single exon. Bases 732 to 1511 code for a protein of 259 amino acids. NCBI's taxonomy places the organism in Eukaryota, Metazoa, Chordata, Actinopteri, Carangiformes, Carangidae. Gene Ontology annotation, molecular function: protein dimerization activity. The record is from RefSeq and is a predicted model, not a curated record.